CGCUGCCGGGAAAGAAGAGGAAGAUAUGAGGAUGAAGAGCGAUGUUGGUGACUGUGUGUCUAAUGUAGCUGUAGUUGUAAAUGAAAAUAGGAGUAGUCAUCGGAGUCUGUAUUAGGAAUGAGAAAAAGUUUAUUAGCUUAGCAAGCCUGAAUUCGAUGCGUUUUGUACGUUGAAACACGUUCAGGGGAAAGUGUAUGCCAUCUGUGAGGAAAAAUGGUAAGGUUAUAUGCGCUGUCGAUUUUGUAUAAAAAUCCCACGUCGGCGACUACGUUCAAAGCUGCCUACGACGUGGAGUCGUUCUCGUUUUUCCAACGGAGCAGUGUCAAAGAGUUCAUGACGUUUAUAAGCAAAACCAUCGUUGAGAGAACGCAGAAUUGUUCUAGACAGAGUGUGAAAGAAGCAGAUUACAUGUGUCAUGUAUAUGUAAGGGCAGAUAACCUUGCUGCCGUGCUUAUAUCCGAUCACGAGUACCCUAGGAGAGUAGCUCACACAUUAAUCACAAAAGUUAUGGAUGAGUUCACUGGCAGAUAUCCACAAUCUUCUUGGGAUACUCUGAGCGAAGCGUUGAUCGACUUCGCCCAGCUGAAUGUGUAUUUAUCCAAGUACCAGAAUCCUAACGAAGCUGACGCUCUCACCAAGAUGCAAAACGAUCUAGACGAGACGAAGAUCAUCUUGCAUAACACGUUAGAGGCUGUUCUUAAAAGGGGCGAAAACCUAGACGACCUGGUCGCGAAAUCGCAAGGUCUCAGCGCCCAAUCGAAAGCGUUUUACAAAACUGCACGUAAAACCAAUUCCUGCUGCAGUUUAGCUCCUUAAACGGCUCUCCAUUGGCAGAAUUACUUUCGCUGGCCACGUCAUGGUAAAUAUGUGUACGUAUGUAACUUGUUAAAGUGCAAAAUGAAAUAGUAUUACUAAACAGGUUUGAUUAAUGGGGAUAAUUUAUGAAUUUUAAUAGUAUGACAAAAUUCAAUAUUUUGUGUACAGAUUGUUUGUAUAUAGCAUCUAUGAAUGCACUUAAAUGGUAUAUUGAACUACUGCCGGAUUCGCGCGAUUUGUUUUAGUGUCUCUCUCUCUCUCUCUCUCUUUCUCUCUCUCUUUUUUCUCCCCCCUCUGUCUUGUUAUUUUAAAUGUAGCUAUGCAAGGAUAGCUUGCGUGUAAAAGUACAUUCCGUUUUAUCUUUUCUACGACGAGACUUUCGGAAACAAUGUGCAAGUACAACAAUUUUCGAUUUGUUUUUACCGGAUUGUUAAAAAGGAAACGUAUGAACCUGUAGUGCCGCGGAUCGAUACACGAAACCGUGAAGGCUUUAUUUGGUGUAUCUGUAAAUUAUUCGAUCGUAUCGGUGUACUCAAAGAAAUAACACGAAGCUAGUUAAAAGAGUAUUUAAUGCAAUGUUUAUGUGUGUGUACAUAUAAUAACUGCAUACAUAUGUGUAAUUUUGAAAACAUAUUUAUAUUUUUAACAUGUAUGAUUAUAAUACAAAACUGAAAUGGA
Molecule: messenger RNA, 1494 nt
Organism: Ceratina calcarata
Lineage: Eukaryota; Metazoa; Arthropoda; Insecta; Hymenoptera; Apidae
Gene: Ykt6
Product: YKT6 v-SNARE homolog
Exons: 4
Coding region: 214-816 (200 amino acids)
Biological process (GO): endoplasmic reticulum to Golgi vesicle-mediated transport
Cellular component (GO): Golgi apparatus
Molecular function (GO): SNAP receptor activity
Source: RefSeq, a predicted model, not a curated record